This is a messenger RNA of Penicillium verhagenii, 741 nucleotides long. RefSeq names its product Zinc finger C2H2. Lineage: Eukaryota; Fungi; Ascomycota; Eurotiomycetes; Eurotiales; Aspergillaceae. The record is from RefSeq and is a predicted model, not a curated record. Bases 1 to 741 code for a protein of 246 amino acids. The transcript is spliced from 3 exons.
AUGUCCAAGCGUUCCAGAAGCCCUUCACCCACUCUUCCAGACCCAGGGCCACAACCACAGUCUCCAACAUAUACAGAAAACACAGAGAACCCAACAUCCUCCGUCUCAGAACGGGCGAAGAUCGCGCGGGACUCAAUCCCUGUCUCAGAGGUCAUGCAUUGCGCGCUACCGCCACACAGAGAAGCUCUGUCGUUUGCCUCAUAUGAGGACUAUGAAGUUCAUUACAUACAAGCACAUGUCAAUCGCUGCUCACAGUGCAGCAAAAACUUCCCAACUAGCCAUUUCUUGAAUCUUCAUAUCGAAGAGAACCAUGAUCCUCUAGCAGCUGCUCGAAAGGCACGAGGGGAUAAAACGUAUGGAUGCUUCGUUGAGACUUGUGAACGGAAAUGCUCGACUCCUCAGAAACGAAGGAUGCACUUGGUAGACAAGCACAUGUUCCCUCGAAACUAUAACUUCUACAUUGUUAAUGAUGGACUCGACAAGCAAACCUCCCUGCUGCGGCCAAUGAAUAGCGACCGCACUCGCCGGCGCAUCUCUACGGCAUCUAUAUCGUCGGUCAACGAGGGCCGUCUGCGGCGACGAAGCUCGGCAUCUCAAGCGAUUCCUCCUCCAAUUCAAGCGAAACCCCUAGCCUCGGAUGACAUGGACAUUGAUGAUUUGGAGCGUUCAAUGUCCGCGCUGCGGUUUGUGCCCGCCAGUGUGACGAAGAACCGGGCAAAGGCAUCGCAUUCCAACUCUUGA